Molecule: messenger RNA, 738 nt
Organism: Brenthis ino (lesser marbled fritillary)
Lineage: Eukaryota; Metazoa; Arthropoda; Insecta; Lepidoptera; Nymphalidae
Source: the annotation of a GenBank genome assembly
AUGAAAAUAAUAUUACUUUGUUGUAUUACUGUAGCGGCGCUGGCAUACGUCAGUUGUCGGGAGGUGCCCAAAGAAAAAAGAGAAGCUGAUUUAGCAGAAGCUGCGAGCGACCACGGCGGAAAAUGGGAUAAGGGAGGCGGUAAGGAACACCAUGAACAUCAUCAUCAUGACCACGGCGAAAAAGGACAUAAAGGUUAUAAGGGUCACCAUCACCAUGAGCAUGGCAAAAAGGGUCAUCAUCACCAUGAAGGGCACAAAGGGCAUCACGAUGAGCAUGGUGGUCAUAAGAAGCAUCACCAUCACGAUGAUGGUCAUCAUCACGAACAUCAUCAUGGCGAAAAGGGCCACAAAGGGCAUGGUCAUCACGAAGAGGGACAUUAUCAUAAAGGGCAUUCGACUAAAGGACACCACGGUGUGCAUAAACAUGACGAAUUUAAGAAAGAAAAGCACUUCCAUGACCAUCAUCAUGAUGGCGGCCAUCACGAACAUCACGGUGGACACCAUGAAGAACAUGGACACAAAAAGGGCGGUGAAUUCCAUAAGGGACAUAAACACGGAGGACACCAUCACCAUGAACACGGCAAAAAGGGUCACCACGAAAAAGGAGGACAUCAUCAUGACCAUAAAGAUCAUCAUGAUGAGGGUGGUCAUCAUGAGCAUCAUCAUCAUCAUCAUGAUCAUGGAAAGAAAGGUGGACACGAGGACCACAAGCAUUGGGGCUACAAGAAGGGGCACAAA